Molecule: messenger RNA, 3382 nt
Organism: Spizellomyces punctatus DAOM BR117
Lineage: Eukaryota; Fungi; Chytridiomycota; Chytridiomycetes; Spizellomycetales; Spizellomycetaceae
Product: ATP-dependent protease La
Exons: 7
Coding region: 12-3215 (1067 amino acids)
Biological process (GO): protein quality control for misfolded or incompletely synthesized proteins; mitochondrion organization; protein catabolic process
Cellular component (GO): mitochondrial matrix
Molecular function (GO): single-stranded DNA binding; ATP hydrolysis activity; ATP-dependent peptidase activity
Source: RefSeq, a predicted model, not a curated record
UGACUCACACCAUGACACAUUUGCCUAUCAACCGAGCUGCCCUUGUCCCCGUCGCAGUCUCAAUUUCCAUCAAGUUCCACGCCAUCUACGUUACCCUCAGUCCUGCAGUACAGCGCUGCAUAGCUCCUUACGCAAUGCUGCGGCCCGCACAAGAAGUUUUCCUCACAUUCUCAAAAAGUGUCCCUCGUUCGGUUGUCCAGCGACUGACCGCCACAGGACAGCCUAUUGUACUGCAACUGCAAUGCGCUCCGUCUACAUCUCCAUUGGCUCGCUUUGCAUCAACAACCACGUCAUCCCAUGCUCUUCGCGGAUUUCAGUCGCUACCGACAAGAAUUCCGACUCUUCUACGACCAAGAAACACGAUAAAUUCCCUGAAUGAGCGGAGCUUUGCCACUGCUACUCGCCCUGUCCUGAGCUUUUGGUCCAACAGCGGUAGUGGGAAGAAUGACGGUGGCGACGGAGAGGGCGGCGAAAAUAAGCCGGAUAAGGAUGAUACUACGCACAAGAAGGUGGACAAGGAUUCCAAGGAUGGUGGAGUGGCGGACGACGCAGAUAACGCUAACGCAGCUGCUACUGGUGGUGCAAACGGAGCUGGGGCACCAUCUGAUGGAAGUGGUGACGGGAAGGGAUCGGAUAAUGACUUUGUGGAAAAGUUGAUCACACAAAAUCCGGAGGGAUCUGCAACAGAAAUCAACACCAGCGCCCUUGAAACAAUCACUGUACCUAAAGAGUAUCCCCAAUUAGUUGCUAUACCACUGAAUCGCCGACCUCUUUUCCCUGGAUUUUAUAAAUCACUCUACAUAAAGGACCCACAAGCGAUUGCCGCCAUCCAAGAACUCAUGAAUCGACGCCAACCGUAUGUCGGCAUUUUCCUAUCUAAGGACGAUGAAAUGUCGGAGGAUGUGAUAACGGACGUGUCGCAAAUUCACCGAGUUGGUGUAUUCGCCCAAGUGACCAAUGUUUACCAGGCGGGACCUGAUAACUCAGCUCUCACCGUUGUUAUCUACCCGCAUCGCCGUAUCCGUCUGAAUAAUCUGGUUGGACCUCCACCAGAAAAGGAAAAGGACAGCAAGUCCCCGCCUGCUGAGGAGCAAUCCUCGGAAGAAGCGGCAGAAGAUUACCUCCCGAUCAAUAAACAUCUCGCAAACUAUCGCGUCUCCCUUGCCAACGUCGAAAACUUGAACGACGAGCCUUUCAAUGCCAGUAACAAUGUCGUCAAAGCCAUUACUUCGGAAAUGCUCAAUGUUCUGAAGGAGAUUUCACAAAUCAAUCCAUUAAUCCGCGAUCAAAUUAUCACGUUUUCCAUACAAACAGGAGGCAAUGCGUUUGCUGAUCCAGCGAAACUUGCAGACUUUGCUGCUGCUAUUUCUGCUGGGGAACCAAAUGAGCUCCAGAGCGUUUUAGAGAGUUUGGUUAUAGAAGAGCGACUACAAAAGGCUUUAGCAGUGGUAAAGAACGAGCUGUCUAAUGCGAAGCUCCAGCAGGAGAUCUCAAAAGAAGUGGACAAGAAGAUUACGCGUAGACAGCAGGAGUAUUUCCUCAUGGAGCAGCUCAAGGGAAUCAAAAAGGAACUCGGGAUCGAUACCGAUGGGAAAGACAAGCUCAUUGAUAAGUUCAAGGAACGUGCCGCGAAGCUGGCGAUGCCGGAGGCUGUAAAGAAGGUCUUCGAUGAGGAGUUGACCAAGUUGCAACACCUGGAAGCCGCAGCAUCCGAGUUCAACGUUACGCGAAACUAUCUCGACUGGUUGACUCAAAUCCCAUGGGGUCAAUACAGCAAGGAGAACUUUGACAUCAAGCAUGCCACUACCGUUCUAGACGAAGAUCAUUAUGGGCUGAAGGACGUCAAGGACCGAAUCUUGGAAUUCAUUGCGGUUGGCAAACUAAGGGGGACAGUUGAAGGGAAGAUCAUUUGUUUACAGGGCCCACCAGGUGUGGGAAAAACCUCGAUUGGUAAAUCCAUCGCGCGAGCACUCGGUCGAGAGUUUUUCCGGUUCAGCGUAGGGGGACUUACUGACGUCGCAGAGAUCAAGGGUCAUCGUCGAACAUAUGUGGGAGCGAUGCCCGGAAAGGUUGUGCAGGCGUUGAAAAAAGUGCAAACCGAAAAUCCUCUGAUCAUGAUUGACGAGAUCGAUAAAUUGGGUCGAGGCCAUCAGGGUGACCCAGCUUCCGCACUGUUGGAGCUCUUAGAUCCCGAACAGAACAACUCUUUCCUAGAUCAUUACAUGGAUGUUCCACUAGAUCUCUCCAAAGUCCUGUUUGUCUGCACCGCCAACAUGCUAGAAACCAUCCCCGCACCGUUGUUGGACCGCAUGGAAAUAAUCCGACUAUCGGGUUACGUAGCAGAAGAGAAAGUCGCUAUCGCUGGAAAGUACCUGGCGCCCACAGCGCGUGAAGCAGCCGGCCUGAAAGAACAGGAUGUGCAGUUGUCUGAUGAGGCUAUCGAGACGCUGAUUCGAUAUUACUGCAGAGAAAGCGGCGUCCGAAAUUUAAAGAAACACAUUGAUAAGAUUUACCGCAAGGCCGCAUUUAAGAUUGUGAAAGAAGAAGAUGCUGAGGGAGGUGUGGAGAAGCCCCUCGCAGUAACACCGGACAACCUGAAAGACUAUGUUGGAUCGCCAGUGUAUACAGCAGAUCGGAUGUAUGAUGAGACACCACCUGGUGUGGUAAUGGGGUUGGCCUGGACAUCCAUGGGGGGUUCAUCACUCUACGUCGAGUCUGUUUUGGAAUCUGCGUUUACAGAUAACGGUAAACCGUCCUUCCAUCGCACGGGACAGAUGGGCGAUGUGAUGAAAGAGAGCUCGAUGAUCGCGUACACGUACGCACGGUCAUUUAUGGCCCGAAAGUUCCCGGACAAUAAGUUCUUUGACAAGGCCCAUAUUCAUUUGCAUGUUCCGGAAGGUGCUACCCCCAAAGAUGGACCCUCUGCGGGGGGCACAAUGGUCACAUCCCUGUUAUCCCUUGCGCAGAACCGACCAGUAAUUCCAGAUGUGGCAAUGACAGGUGAAAUCACACUCACAGGCAAGAUUCUUAAGAUUGGCGGUGUCAAAGAAAAAACUAUUGCUGCAAAACGAUCAGGAGUCAAGAAGAUCAUUUUCCCUGCUGCUAACCGGAGCGACUGGGAUGAGCUAGCAGAUUAUAUCAAGGAAGGACUCGAGCCCCAUUUUGUGGGAUGGUAUGAAGAGAUUUACGAUGUGGUGUUCCCAUCGCAAACUUGAUGGGCCGGAGGGACGGGGAGAGACGUUUUCUAUGUGGUAUUUUUUUCGAUUACUUCCCUUGUCUUCUUUUUGUACAAUAGAAAUACCUGCUGCUAACUUAAAACGAAAUUAUCGUCGUUUACGCUCGGCUUCCUACGCUGCUCUUGGAUAUUGUGUUCAGACGAAGG